This is a messenger RNA of Paramuricea clavata, 18394 nucleotides long. NCBI's taxonomy places the organism in Eukaryota, Metazoa, Cnidaria, Anthozoa, Malacalcyonacea, Plexauridae. The record is from the annotation of a GenBank genome assembly.
GUUGUUCAUUUCGUUUGCUUUGCUUUUCUUCGAUAGUGAAUUCAGUUCCGUGUACAAUUGAGUCUUUGAUCUGUUCAUGUUACGUUUUUAUCCAUGUAAAAAGCGUUUCUCGUGCGUGUGACUGUAUACUACAGUAUUUAAUCGUGUUUGCUCUCAGUGUUGUUGCAAUAAAUGGCAUCUUCUGACGUUGUUUCUCUUCCCGCCUUGCACAAAGCAUGUCGUGACGGAGAUAGCACUACUCUAGGUGUUUUGAUAAACUCGAAUAUCGCGGACAGACUUGAGUUAUUUCAUCGUAUUUGUGAGUGUGAUUCAUACCUUGGUUGGACACCAGCACAUUGGGCAGCAUAUCAUGGGAAAGUAAGUUUUGUAUAUAAACAAACUGUCUUUAUUAUAAAAUGUACAUUUAUAAAAUAUAAACAUCGUGACCGUGAAAAUGGCGGGUGAUUCUGUAAUCUUUUAAACUUUACUCAGAGAACUUUACUAGUAUACUGAACUCAUCACACAUUUAUAGUAUACCAUAAUAUAUAACAAAAAAAAUAAAACUUACAAAAUAAAAAUGUAUUAAAUUUCUCUCAGUCUCACGAUACCCUGCUAGUAGUCCUUUCUAGCUGAGCUGAGGAGAAACCACUGCACAUAAUUGGGAAGAGACUAUAUCACUAUACAGAAGUCCGACUUCUUGGUUUUUCCUAUGAUUUUCCAAUGAUUUUGGUGUAACCGUAUUAAAAAUUUGUCAUCAAAAUGCUGACGCCAUGGGCACAGAAUAAGAAGGUAUAGCAGAAGCGUAACUCUAGUCGUUUCCCUUGUUGUUUUACGUCCACGAAAAUUUUAACUCGCUCACGCCAUCCUGGCUAGUACAACCGGAAGUUUUUAUCAGGUUUUGCUAGGUACAAAGUGCCGGUUGUACUAGCCAGGAUGGCGUGAUUGAUGACGAAUCGCUUGUAAAAACACAGACAAAUACUUGCUUGAGUUACGCUUCUGCUAUACCUUCCUAUUCUGUGCCAUGGGUAGCCAACUGGUGCGCGUUUGAGAGGCAUUCACCCCCUGAAAAUAUUUAAAAUGGCGGACGUCCAGGGGGGUAAUUCCUCUCAUAAGCGCACUGGCUAGGCCCAUAGCAUCAGCAUUUUGAUGAUGAAUCAUGGCAUGGUAGCAGUUACUUGAGUUGACCUUCUGUAUGUGUUUAUUCUGUGACCACUGUGAGCAAACAAACAAUUGUUUGAUGUAGCCGCCAUUCAGAUUCACAGAUGACUACAUUAAAUGAGAAACUGGUAAAACCAGUUUGACAAGUUUUUGUUAUACUUAUACACUAGAGUUCAAUAGAAUAAACUUCAAUAGAAUAACUAUAAAUUCCACACUGGAACAAAAAUCAACCUUGUAGAGAAAUAUGUUUUGUAGCGGUUGAGGUUGCGAUGAUUAAAAAUUACAAUAAUUGUCAAAAUCAGCAGUACAGGUGUAUGUACCACAGAAUACCACACAAAUUUACAUGUUCCAUAUCUUUUGUCAAAUGCUAGCCUGUGUGCAGGCCCACCGAGGGAAGAAUAGUGGGCCUGCAGCAAGGAAGACCUGGUAUUUUGCAAAAUGCCCCCUUUUCAUAACAUGCCCCAUUCGUGCAUCAAUUGUCAAAAAAGAACCAAUGACAGUAACCCUACUUGUUCAGAAUAGAAACAAUGUGUAAAUGGCUGCGUUUUAACUAAAAAAAAUUGCCAAAUUUGCAAAGUCUCACUUUCAACUAAAAUCGGAACAGGCAAAUUAGGACGAAUUUCAACAGAAAACCAGUCUCAAACUUCAAAUCAUGAGGGAAGUCGUGCAACCACAUUAGCAUUAAUGUGUGCUUCUGUCGCCAUUAAAUUUUUAUAAAUAAAUUGUCUCACUUAUCAGAUCGUGUGUGCAAUUCAUGUUGGCGGUGGAAAGUACAAAGUAACUUUAUUUCAGUUAUUUCAUUUGGUAAAAAACUUGACAAAAGAAGAGAGCAUUCAGAGUCCAGAUUGUUUUGUUUCAAACGGCAAUUAGCGUCUUCUGUUUCGCUCUCUGUCUCAGCGAAGCCCUGCAAAUCGCAAAGUGUUUCGAAUAGGUUUACAUGCAACUGCCUCUAAAUCUUCACCGCGAAAAGCGCUGUUUUCUUCAGUGCAAGAACAGAGUCAACAUCAACCAAAAGAUAAUUUUCUUGAGGAACAAUUGUCUUUUUGAAAUUAAUGAAACUCAAGUAAAGGUUACUAUAGUUUACCCCAGUGGUAAUGUUGCUAUUCCAACACUUCACCACAGGCAAUCCCUGUUGGCAUAAUGGCAAAAACAUCUUUUCCUUCAAGUAAACAAUAAACAGUCUGUUCUUGUUCCAUUUUUAAUCGAAAAAAGUGAUCAGGUCCAAUUUUAAAGGUGAUCUACAGUCCGAUCUGCACAUGUGCACAAAGGAGCCCACUUUUUAUGAUACAAACAGUUUAACUAUGUUUUGGGUUCUUGCAAAGCCUGAUUGUUGUUUCUUGAUCAUUUAUUAUACUCUAGAAGCUUGAAAAUAUAAAUAGUUGACGAAUAAAGCUCAAUAUUUUGGACGCAAAAAUGUAAACAAAGGCUUUGUUUACAUACGGACUGUAGAUCACCUUUAAGCUUAUCGAGAGCCUUUCUGAUGAAUCACUGAUCUAAUUAUAGAAUCCAGCAGCAAACAGCCAAUCAGAAUGCUGCAUUCAUGGACGAACACAGAAAGUACAAAAUACCAGGUCUUCCUUGCAGGCCCACUAUUCUUCCCUGGGCCUGCAUGCGGGCUAGUCAAAUGCAUAUAACAUAGCCUGUUAAAUAUUUUUUAGUAUAGUUUUUCGUUAUCUUUUUCUUCCUGUGGGCUCUUGGGGUUAGAUUUGGCAGAUUCUAUUAUUUUUUAAAUCGGACAUUCUGUGGAUAAAAUCCUAAUGUACCACAGAAUACCAGUGCGCCAAUAAAUAAGGAACGGUUUAUCAAAUUGUAUGAGGAAAUGGUGUGUCAUGUUGUGUGCAUAUUGAUUGGAUGAAUACAAAACUUGAAAAAAAUAUAACAGAAAUUCAAAUCCACAAUUUGUUGCGUGAGGCACUGAUUUCAAAAUAUUUUAGUAUACUGGCAACAACGAUAUUAAAACCAAUAUAUAAAUUGUGAACUUCAUGUAGAAUAAAAAGUCGUUUGAUUUAAACUGACAGACAACAAAGAAAACACUGCUAUCGCGAGGCGGUUAGCUCAGCAAGUUGCUCUCGUGUGCGUAUAGUUUUCUUGAGGAUUUGACCUCUCGAGGCCUUGAGGAAAAUAUCUUUCGUGUUUGAUAUUUUUCGCCUCGCGAGGAAAAAAUCUCAGCGUGUGCGGAUGUUGUGAGCUAAGUGCUGAGCUGUUUGAAUCAAUUAGCCAAUGACAAACCAUGGUUUCUUCAUGUGACUUGGAACAAAAUGGAGGAAAAUGCAAAUGAUUUUGUCAUUUAUGUUGUUGUUGAGUAGUUUUCCCAACGUGUGCGGUGAAAAUACAUGGCUGAGCUAGCUGCCACACGAGGCGGUUAGCUCAACAAGUUGCUCCCGUGUGCGGCGGGCUUAUGACAUGCUUGUUCACAGAUAACAAACUACGGGAAAUAAAGUCAACUGUGCCGUCACGUCGCAUUGGUCCCAUCACACGAUCUUCGCGCAUACUCGAUAGAUGAUUGUUCGUUUGCUCGCAGUGGUUACUCUUCAGCUCAGCUAGAAACCACUGCUAGCAGUGUACGCUGUCUUUCAACUCAUUGCUCUUUCUUAAAAAUGUCAAUCUUGUUAAAAUUAGAUUGUUUGUUUCUAAAGUCCCUGCCCCUUAUCACGCCACCUAGUGUGGCCUACUAAAGUUCCGGUUUACUACUCCCCUAAAAAUUUAGUCUUAAUAUUUAUAACGUCAACUCAAUUGUUCCCUGUUUAGUCUGCAUCCUCGUUUUCUGCCAGCUCGCCUAUUUUCUUUCUCGCUUCAAUUGCUGCUCCCCGUUUCUCUCUUUCCUUUUCAACCGUCUCCUCUUUCUUCAAGCUCUUUCUUUCUUUGUUCUAUUUGCGUUGUGAUUCGACUUUCGAAUGGACACACCAACUGUAACAGUCGUUCGAUAGUGUCACUGCCCCUUGUGUAAAAGCAUCACACCACCGUCACCACGUACCACUCCGUCCUUUCCUUUGACUUGUCGCACUUCCCUUCUUCCAUUUGCUCCUGUUCUUUUCUUCUCCCACGACUAAAACUUCAGGCGCGUUAACUGGUUUUCUAUUUACUCGUUGGCUUUCCAUUAAGCUGUGUACGUAUUCUUGUUGCCAUCUUUUCCAAACGUUGUUGUUUGCCUUGGCGAUUCUUUUUUCAUCUUCGUAAGCUCAUCUGUGUCAUCUAUGUCAUCAAGAAGAUAAGUGUUUUUCCCUCGGAUGAGAACAUUUGGCGUUAGUACUUCUUCCUCCCCACUUUCGCUUACUACAUAGGUUAACGGAUGAUUGUUCUUAUUAAUUUCAAUGCUCAUGAGAACCAUUUCCAAAUUCUUGAAUGAAAGAUACGAUCUUCCAAGGGUCUUGUAAAGGGUCUUCUUUCAGGGUUCGUAGCAGUCUUUGAAAUCCUUAAAAGUCUUUAAAUUUGAAUGCAGGUCUUUAAGGUCUUUGAAAAGUCUUUGAAUUGUGUGAACAAGCGAAGAAAGUCUUUAAAAAUCUUUAAAUUCUUUAGUGAGUAUUUGAUUAUACGAUUUCCUAGCUAAUAAAAUAGAUUGAUUGAAGCAAGAUUUCCGCAAAUAUCGAUGAAAAGGCGCAUUUUAGGAUGUGAUUUGACGGGGCUAAUUAAUGCUCUCAAAGUCUUUGAAAAUAGGCAGCAAAAAUCUUUGAAAGUCUUUGAAUUUUUUUGGUCUUGGAGACUACGAACACUGUCUUUACUUCCCGAAUCAAUCUUUCAUAGGUACCUCCCCACCAAGAGGAUUUAGCGAGGUUGAAUCUCCAGUGUAUACCUUGUGCUGCUAGGAAGUCGUGCAAUUUCUCAGUCUUUCUAAUGGCGUUGAUUAGUUUGGCUGUCGUUUUAAAUGUUGCUGCGUUGUCCAAUAUCAUUAAUCGAGGUCUUCCUCUUCGAGCGGUGAAUGAGUUGAGCUUUCGUUGGAAUUCCUGUGCUUCUUGGCCCUUGGUUACUUCCAUGAGGUGGAUCGCUCAGGAUGCUGCACACAUGAAGAUUAAUACAUAGCACUUUCCCUCUUCUCUCUAACUGAUUUUGUAUCUUAACGGCCCGGCAAAAUUGACACCGGUGACUUCGAAUGGUUUGCUAGCUUCUGUUCUAAUGCUGGGCAUGUUGCUCGUCAUUGGUGACCCAUAUGGCUUCGUGGAAUACAACUUCCAGAUAUUGCAAUUGUUUAUUAUUUUUUUCACCUUUGAUCUAAGUUGUGGUAUCCAAAACUAUUCUCUCAAAGUAGCCAUGGUAUGUGCGACACCGAAAUGCUUGAUCUUGCUGUGAGUGUGAGCUAUUAAUUAGCUUUUUUACGAACAGUCCUCCGUCAAGGUAUAUUCAUUGGCUUGUGUCCAUUUACUCUUCCUUUACGUUUGAGAACUUUCGUCACUUUGUCUUCGACGAUUCUCCAACCUGGUGCUUGUAAUUCAGGGUUGAAACCAGGGUUGUACUCUUCUCACUCAAGCAUUUCUUGCGACUGUAAUUUCUUCAUUUUUUCUGUGUUGGUGUAAUGUACUCAGGUGAAUAUAUAUGAUGCUUGUGAUGUUACUCUGAGUGUAUAUCCACACCGUCCGGGCAAGCUUGAAAAAUAAACCUUUUGGUUUCUUUUGGGCUACCUUGCCUUCAUUCAUAUUUUAUUAAUUCUAUGUAACUAUUUUUUUUGUCAUUGGCGAAUAAAUUGAUUUGAUUUGAUUUUAGUUAAAUCGCGCAAUCACGCGACCUACUUAUCUGUUAGCAGAUAACUGAGUUAUCUGCAAAUGAGCCUGCGAUGAUUAGCAAGCAGUAUCUAUUUACACAAUAUGUAUAAUAAAACAAUUAUUGAAUUCGGUUUUUGCGAUAUGCAAAAUUAUCAAGGCCUCGGUAAGCGUUAUCAGCCUCGCCUUCGGCUCGGCUGAUAACGCUUACCUCAACCUUGAUAAUUUUGCAUAUCGCAAAAACUGAAUUCAAUAAUUGUUAAGUAUAUUGAUAUACCACAACAGCCUAAAAUUAUGUUUUCAGAUCGAAAUACCUUGCAUGUGGAUAUGGUAAUUAAACUGUAAAGUACUUUACCAACAUUGCAGGUUGAAUGUUUGCGUCAGUUGUUAAAUUGUGGUUUAAAUGUGGAUGUUGGUGAAUGUCGUUAUAGAAGAACACCAGCUCAUGUUGCUGCAUUUGCUGGUCAUCCUCACAUGUUGCUAUGGCUACUGCAAGCUGGUGCUGAUACAAGCAAGCAGGUAGUCAGCAUACGUUUUAUACUACAUGUAACGAGGCAAGAGCUCAAAGAUGCUUCAUCUUAUUUUUAUCAGCCCUUUCCCAAAUAGGUUUCCUAUAGAAAAUCUUGUAGGAAUUCCUAUAAGAAAUUUGCUAUUCCUACAGGAUCCUACAGUACAUAGGAAUUCCUGUUAGAUCUUAUAGGAUGCACAUCUCUGUCGCUGUAGAAUUUGAAAAAUGCCAUUAACUAGGUUCAAGGACUUCAUGAAAAGCUUUGUAAGACCGGAAUAUAAGUUUGUUAGUCAAUACUAAUAACAUAUUUAUAAUAACUUGUUACAUUUUGGCAUAAAUUAACCAUUAAGCACCAGCGCUCUCCCCUUGACGAGCAAAAUUGUCUGGCAUUAGUGAAGAGUAAAAUAAUAAAGUAGGGCGCAUCAAGGCACAAUGCGACUUAAUGGGUUAACUAGACACAUUAGCAGAUGGGCGAGUUAACCUAUUAAUUAAGCACCACCACUCUCCCAUUGACAAGUAAAAUUGUCUGGCGUUAGACAGAAUAAAAUUAUAAAGUGGGGCGCAUCAAGGCGCAAUGCGACUCAAUGCAUGGGUUGAUGAACUAGAGCGAGUUACUUUUAUGACAAACUUUUCUGUUACAUUGUCAUGCUUAAUUUGUCCAAGGUUUAUGCAUCUUUAUUUGUUAUUUAACUUAGGAUGAUAAUGGUGACACUGUUGUCCACCAUGCUGCUCGUAGUGGAAGUAAUGACUGCCUGGAAAUAUUACAUUCAAAUAAUGCGUACAUGUGGUAUGAUUUCCUUACUUUAUAAUAUACAAUUUUUGAUUUACUGUAGUGAUGUAGGAUUCGUAUCAUAAAGUUUCUGAUUUUGAAUGUCUUUUAAUAGCUAUUGUUUUUGUAAGUCGCUUGCAAUUAUUUAAUUACAACACAACAAAUGUUAGUCACUGGUAAACUUUCAUCGAAGUGUAUGCACCCUUUUCGGUGAUCCAGGUAAUUGGCAUGUAUUUUUUGUGAGGAUUUUGUCCAACAUGUAGCAAAUACAGGAGGUCAAAAAUAAACGAUGUACAGCGAUUGUUACUAAUUUGAAUAAGGAUGACAUGAAAAGUUUCUAUUUACAACUAGAAAAAUGAUUAAAUUUGUUGUUUGUUUUCAAAUGUUGAAAAAAUUAGCGGGUACCCAAAUUGUACCAGCAAGUUCUCACUGGAAGGUUUUCUGUCAAUCACUUCAGACUACUCUCAAACUGUACAUAAACACACUCAUAAAGUGGUAUUUAAGUGGAACAAAAUAACUCCAUCUGUAAACAUACCAUACUGUAUGUAAAAACCGGAAAACAGCCUUGAAGUCACAGCUACAUUUACAGGGUAAAAAAAUUUACACUAUGUAUCGGUAGUUUUUCAAAAAAAAAUUAUCAAGUGAUUAAUUAAAGUAUCUGAAAAUUCAAAAUUGUAAGAAAAGAUUUCAAGUCAAGUCCCUGAUGUUCCAUUUUUCUUUGAGGGUUCAGCUUGAUGAACACAAGGUUAUUUCACUGUUUGAAUUAAACCUUCGAAGAACAAACUAACUCCAAGACCCCAACAUUUGAGUAACGAGUAAUCCAUUUGAACUUCUGUUGUGGUAAUGAACAGGGAGUGAUAAUAAAUUAAUGGAGAUAUGUGCACAUAAUUGAACAUUUUAUUACCGGUAUUCAUGUUCACCAUCCUCAGGGUGAAUAAGAAACACCACCUAAAACAACCAAUAGUUGUCCAAAAUAUAGUGACCAAGAAUUGAGAAUAUAAAAUCACAUUUACUAACAUUUUCCUAGCGUGCAUGUGCCCUGCUUACAUCUUGAUCUCGGGCCACAAAAAAAUUAAAAUGAAGACAUAAUUAAAAGCCCCUUCUUUCCGUCGGCGCUCAGCAGCCUUUUGUUUAUUGAGCUGGACCCUGUCCAAAAAAGUCCACGUCUCAUGGAAAUGAUUAGCAAUAAUCCAAUUAUGUUUAUUUCAAUUUUUAUGUCAUUCUCAUUCUGUUGGUGUCAUACUGUCACCAUUUUAUAGCCAUAACCAGUUGUGAGAUGAUUUUCGAUUUGAGAAUAUGAUCAAUUUGGUUGUUAACUUUUCAACUUAAUAUAAUACCAAAUUUGUUUUGAGCAAAAUAUUUCUAAAGUUAUUUGACAAAAGUACUAGCUUUUUGUUUUGUAAUUAAGUUAUUGUAUUUCAUUUCUACGGCUGCAGUUGAUUCGUUGAAGGCCUAAUAUCGGCGUAUCACCAUUUUUGAAUGUGUGUUUAAUUAUGUUUAUGCAUCGUUACUACAUGUUGUAUCGUUUUAUUUUGUUCUGAAAAUAAAAGGAAGAAUAAUGGUUAGUGGUAUGCUUGAAUAGAAAUUACAUAUUAAAUUGAAUUAAAAAGAAUAUAAUUUCAAACUAUUUUACAGUGCAUGGUUUGUCGUUGCAACAAAAAAUUCUAUGUGGUGGUUUGGUAGAAAGAAAUUAAAACUUAGAAUACCACUUCCCAAAUUAUUCCUUACAUUUUCUGUUUUUAUUUUGUUUUAUUCUUUAUAUAUACAGUAUCUGGUGUUGUUGUUUUUUGUUCAUAUAUUAUAAAUAUAAACUGUUAUAAUAUACAGGAUCAUUUUGUUUGUGAAAAUUGCGGUGAAUUAGCUGGUUUGGUGUGACUUGCAGACUUACAACUUGUAUUAGAGAAUGGGAAUUCAAGGCAAUUCGAUGGAAUGAAGGUAGUCAGUAAUAAGACUCAGUUAGAGUCUUUGUGUUUAUGAUCAUGUUUGGACAACUACCAUGUUCUAACUUCCUAUUCAAUGAUCAUACAUGUUAUAUUGGCAUAUUUCAUGAUAACUGUAUGCCUGUUUGUUAAUCUAUAUACAGUACCUAUAUAUGGACUUGGAAUUUCAAUAAUUUAACAUGCUAAUUUAUACAGUAUUUUCCAUACAUAAUCUUUUAAUUUAAUGCCAUGACUGAUCUGUGAUCAGUGCAGGCAAAUGAAGUUGUCGUGCUGUACGAUGUAUUAUCGCAGUUAUGUUGCUUUUAUAUAUUAUACUCAAGGCCAAUGCUUAAUCAAAUAUAAAUAUAUGAUUUAUAGCACAGAUAUUUCUGUCUCGAAGUGUAACUUGCAUAUGGUUUCACUAUAUGGUUUUUUCCUGAGUCAACACUUGCUGAAUUGCAUGCAUGGUUGAUAGUUAAUUUUACGUGACUGCACGGAUCAGGCUUUACAAGUUCCUAUAAUUUUAUGUAUUUAAGUGUAUAUAUAGCUGUAAUUUUAUUUCUAAGUUCAGUAAGUUUUCUUUGUUUGGAUCUCUCCAAGGUUUUAUUUGUGUAAUAGAACGUAUAUAUAUAUAUAUAUGUAAUAUAUGUAAUGAUAAGUAUGCAUGCAUGAUAAGUCUCGGACUAAGUUGGACUGUUGGACGAUAUACGUGUCAUACGGUGGUAUCGGUACGAGGUAUCUGAUUGGUUACAGGAAUUGUCUGCAGUGUUCACUGAUCCAUAAGAAUUAUAUUUUACUUUACAUCUUCAUUAUCUUGGCACAAUAUUAAGCACUCAAUUAUUUCAAUCAAUUUAUUUCAAUCAAGUUAUUUCAAUGACAUUGGUUUGUUAGCCAAUACUUGCACGUUUCACUAGCCAAUCAGAUACGUUGUUCCUGUAUAUAUUGCACCUGGAGAACGAGGUAAGUAUAUAGAUUAAGCUGUAACAAACUACGGGCCAAGCGCAGAAAUUGUAUAUAUUGCUUCAUUUAAGUACAUGCAGCUGCGGUAUAAUGGUUUAGAUAUUUGUGCAUCGGUGUUUACAGUUCGUGUAUCACUUUCUAACAACUUGAAGUUUUAGACCAAGUAAACAACGUGCAACAAAAGUGCUCACCACCAAGGUUGACCACCAAGAGAGAAAAACAAAAAAAAAACGCGAGAUAACUUAUACCAUUAAUGACCCACGGGUCAUUAUUGAGUGUCUUAUUUACGUUUUAACUAUAUUUAAGGUUACAGCAGGACACCCUUUUUGGCGUUUUGUGGAAAAUCGCUACUGCGCGCUCUCGAUUUUAAUCAAAUUUUCACCAAAUGUUAGCCAGUGCAUGCAAAAUAUGAUAAAGUUGUAAAAUUGACAAACAAUAAAAUAAUGUAAGAAUUAUUCAGGAAAAUCUUAAGGUGGCUCGAUACAGUUUUCAAAAAUUCAGGUGUUUAAUAGUUUGACAUGUUCAAACUACGCAUUUUUAGGAUUUAUUCAAAAGAUAUUGGUGUUUUUUAUAUAUUUUGAUAACUCUACUUUCAAAUUAUAUUAGUUUUAGUAACAGAUAGCUCGUUGCUAUGACGACAUACGUGUACGAAAUUCACUCCAAAAUGGCCUAUCGUUUCGUAUAGUUGGAAAAAAAGCAUGGUGACCCCCAAUUUUUUUUCUUGCAUUGUUUUACUUGGACGAAAAGCUAACAAUUAGCAAAAUAUAAAAAAAUUCUGUAAUGCCAUUUUUUGGAAAAUGCGAAAAUGUCAUAUUGUUCGGUAAAAUUUUUUUGGCAUUACAGAAUUUUUUUAUUUUUUGUAUAAUGAAAGUUUUUAGCGGUGCAAUACAGCAUGCAAAAUUUGAACAUAGGUCACCAGGCAAAAUAAAGAGAUAUAGCGCAUUGUUUUUCUAAAAUGGAAAAUUCUAAUGACGUCAGCAAUCGACACAAAACGCUAUACAACACGCACAAUGACGUGAGAUGGCGCGAGCAACUGCUCACGUCAGGUCAUUUUGGAAGUUUUUUCAUUUUGUUAAUCAGUUUGCACGACCUGCGCGUAAAAAUGGUCGCCCAGUUUUGUUCGCGAUUCUUGAGCAGGGUUUUUGUGAUAACUAUAUCGAGCCACCUUAAGUCGCGGUACCUUUACGCUAAUUUGAGUUAUGUUCCUGCUGGUUUUAAGAUAUAUUUAUGAAAAUAUCAUUUUUAUACAGUAAAUAAAAAUACAGUAAUCGUGUUCGGACAUUUUUGUUUAUUUCUUCAUUCCGCUGAUAUGGCGAUUUCUUUGACGACUGCAAUAUAUUUCUGAAUCGUUUGUGUGAAUUGCUCCUUAUUAUUAAAAUAUCCAAAAUUUAAAAAAAGCCGAACACAAUUUUGAAACUGACGUCUUUAGCUAUGUCCUGUGAAAAUUUGAGAAAAAUUCGUUAAAACCCGCAGGAGCACAACUCGUUUAAAAAUCAGUAAUUGCCGUAAAAUUCUUCGGGAGAAAAUUGAAUUUGAAUAUUACAUUUUCAAUGUUUUUCUUAUUGCAAGCGAAAUGUAUUUUAUUAAAUAACUCUAAAAUAACUCAACAUUUUUCGUCCAAACUUGGUCAGAUAGUAGAACUAGUCUAAUGCUUUCAUGGAAACCAAUAAAAAAAUUUUAGGCAAAAUUAACACUCAAAGGUGUUCUGUAACCUUAAUAAUAUCAUGUCAAGCACUUUUUUGUGUUCAAAACUAUAUCAUUACUGCUUUAUUUCAAUUGACUUAUAAAUUACUUGAACCGCGUGACUUGAAUGGUAAAAUACUUCCCAAGUUCCAUCACCCAACUUCUGUCAAAACAUCGACUCCAAAACGUACAAACGGCAAGUGAUAUAUGAACUGUAAACAUUAAUGCCGGCCCCUAUGUCUUACGACAUUCUAAUAUCAUUCCCCCCCCCCCCAAAAAAAAAAAUCCCCAAAUCCAUAUAUACACUGUAUAGCUACAGUAUUUUCCCCAAACCAGUCUACCUAUACCUUUCCCCAUACCAAUCAUGCACCGCGAGCUCGAGAGAGACGUAGCUGCAGAGGAGGCUUUGGAAAGUUUGAACCAAUGUUUGCAACGUGAACAUCUUCAAUCGUGAAAUCCGUCCAUAAUGCUAGGCAUGCAUGCUAGACAGUCGCGGCAAUUGCAAAACAUGCGUUCAGUUCACAAACAAUCAAUGGCCGAUUUUCCUCAGUUUUCAUCUGUUCUAUAGAUGCAUGCACUUUAACGUGGCUUCUUAUGCAGUUUUUUUAAUAAGAAAUUCACGACUAAGAUCUGAAUUUUUGAACAACUAUAUUUGCAAUAUUUUUUUGACAUGAGCGAAUAUUUUGGGUUUAAAUUAGAUAUUUCAGUAAUUUGAAAAGAAUUUCAACGCUCCAAUUAUUUCAUACCAUGAUUUGUUUUGUCUAAAAUAAUUGAAUAUAACAAAUAAAUUGUACAACGGGCCAAAACAUCCGAUUGAAAUCGUGAAUUUCAUUAUUAAAAUGAAAGUGUUGGGAGCCACGAUAAGCUUGAUACUUUUUCCGUCAUUUCAACAGCACAUGCACCGGUGGCCUUACUGUCCUGUAUGCAGGUUGUGUAGGUUGUAAAUAUUGUCCUGCAUGCAGGUAGUGCAUCUAAAGACUGACGCGCCUUCAUAUACGAGAGACACUAAAUACCUAUGGAACUGCACAUUACUUUGGUUGGGCGGGUUGGGGUAAAACGAGGAUGCGGACAGUAGGAUGGACAAACGGUCGGAUUUGCGCGCUAAAUGAAUAAAACGUGACUGUGUAAGCCUAUAAUAGUUUUCGUUACAAUUUUAAAAUGUGUAAGCAAAUAAAGUUUUGAGAUAAUAUGUACUCUCGCUACGAAGUCGCGUACAAUGACAAUUUAUUAAUUAAACAGUUUUUCCCAUUUUUGAGACUAUCCCUGCUCCCCCGUUUGUCCGUUGGUCCGUAUCCAAGUUUAAUCCGACCUAAUACCCCCCUUCCAGAAAGUACGUCGCCCUGACAAAAGAGCCUCGUUUUCGUGAUUGAGACGUUGACACGAAAACGAGGCUCUACAGACAAAGUCGCGUACUUUCGUACGUUACAAGGGACUAGAUUACUGAAUAAAUCUUUAAUUUCUGUUGUCUCCUUUGAGCUAGCUUUUAGAAAUACUUUGUUGUGGUCAUGGGUAACUUAGGAACCCACUUCCCCUUUCAUUUCCAAUGUUAAAAGAGCAAGUUCUUUGAUGAAAGAAUCAUUGCUACUGCUCAAGUUUACGACUGCCUUUACGUUUUGAAAACAUUCAGUUUAACUGCUGUCUGUGGGAUUGAAGUGCCUUGUGGAUGGUAAAUUUGAGAAAGUAUACAAUUUCUGCGGUGGCAAGUUGGUAGAGAACAGCACUUUCUUUAUUUGCGAAUACUCGUGCUAUGUAAAAGUGUAAAAGUAUUUGAUCAGACAUAGUGCUACAGUGCGGUGCCUGGAACAUGCGCAAAACAAGUGCACCACAAGCGCGAAGAAUAUAAACCGGGAUCACCGCAAUCUUUCACUCGAAUUUACCAUCAUUUACGAAAACACUUGAACUCCAUGCAUACAACUGUUCAACAGAAUGUCUUCAAUCUCUUGGUUAAUAAAGUUUGUUUUCUUGUCUAUAUAUGAGAGCGCCACUAGUACCGUAAAUCUUCUUUUAACCUUUGGACUAUUUUUGGCUGGGCUGGGGAGGGGAGGGCUUGUUGAUUAAGCCGGCUAGGCCAAUUAUAUUGAUUUAUGGUUAUUUCGUGAGAGGGGGGACUUGAUAUAUUGAGAGGGGGUGUAAUAAACCUCCAAAAACCGGAGGUGGGACGUUAUUUAAGUGAGGGGUUUAAUGGAGGAUUUACGGUGGGUUUACGGUGGGAAUGUACAAAUGACAACUCAAUCCAAACAACCGAAAAUUCUUUCCAAGGACUUUCCUCUACGAGACAAAUCUAUUAUUUAGCUAUUUCUAUAAAUAUUCCAACAAAGCAGGGCAUUGAUAUAAAGACUAAUUGACAAUGUGGACACGAAUGCGGUUUGAACUCAAUAUAAACAACCAAUUCAAUUAUUUAAACUUACCUUUUAUUUAAACUAAAACUCAGAACGACAGAAACUCGAUCUCUAAACGCGAAAAGCAUAAUGGCCUUGUAUAAUAGAUAUGUCUGAUUGUGGAUGGGGACACCGAAGUUGUACUUGCAAAAUUUCACAUCAAAAAUUCAAAAUCUAUUUCUAAAAAGGUCCUUCGAAACUUUCACAAACCUUAGAAAACACAAUGAGAACACACGGUGUUUGUCGUAUUUAAUCAGAAAGACUUACCUCUCAUUAUGCGCGUAUGCAUACAGCCAAGAUUUACGAUGGAAAGCGUUUCCAUUCUGCUUAAAAAUUCCAUUGUUUUUCGCACUUGGAGAACGAUGUCUGACAAUUUUGAGUUCUGACCUCACCAGGGCUCGAAAUAGCGGGCUGCCAAUGGCCAAAAGCAGGCCAUACCUUAGAAAUGGCAGGCAAUUUUGAACUGCCAAGUAAAAAAAAAAUGGCAGGUGAAAUUUUAUAGUUAUAUUUCAUUAAUUUGCUUGCCACAACUCAAUAUAUACUAGAUCAUUUAGUUGACUAAAUAAGUUUAUACUUGAAAUGUAACUCCACGUUUACUGUAGUAAAAUAGACAAGUUUAAAAAUAAUAAAAAUGCAUAUCAUGAAAACAUUGACUUUUACAAUAUGACUCAUAUGAGACAUCGCCAUUUUGGCAGUUCAAUGAAUAAAAAUGGCAGGCUAAAAUUUAUUUCACCUGCCAAAAAACUUUAGACUGGCGGACCAUAUUUUUUCUCUACUUCGAGCCCUGGACUUCACAUUGUUUAACAUACUUAACCUUCUUAUAAAUUUGCAUCAUGAGUAGUACCAUCUUCUUCAAUGCACCGGAAUGUACAUGAACUGUUUACUAAUUUCUCUUGCUAUUUUUAUAGUUUGAUGAACAAAGAAGGGCAAUCUCCAUUGAAUGUCGCUUCUAUGUGUGGUUUUGAACACAGCGUGCACUACCUCGCGCAAUUCCAGUGCCAACAUUUUUAUUCUGCAGGUAUGGUUAAUAUCUUAUUCUGCAGGUAUGCAUGGUUAAUAUUAAUACAAUUAAUUAACUGCUCCCGAGGGAAGUAUGAAGUCGAGGGAAACUUGAGAUUCAAGGGAAAACGAAAUAGACGACAGGGAAGUGUUUUGUUAUAUAGCGACGAAGAAGAAAAAUAAAAAAACCGUGAGCACAACAAUUAUAUUUCAUAUUUAUUUUUAAUACAAAUGAUGUUAACAAUAAAAGAACGUGCUAAAAAGUGUUUCGGCAGCAUUCCCUUUUGCCUGUUGUGCGUUUCUCUUCUCUGUUAGAUAUACUGUAUUCGUUUCGCAAAUUGAAUGAGAAACGUUCUUUCUAAUGGCUCUAUUUUGAGCAUUUAUAUACGUAUCCUGUCGGAGCCGGCAACAGUUUUUCACUUGUUGCCCGUCGGGAUACGUUCUAUCUAAAUUCACGUGACCACAAAUUAGCCAAUCACGUUUAGUUUAACUAUAUAAAUAUCUGUAUCACUAAAAUCAGAGACUUAUCUGCUACUUGUGGUUUGCAGGUGGUCAGAAACUGAAGAGAAGUCUUGAUGAGGAUGAAAUAAACAGAGAAGUGAAAAGAAUAUGCAAUGGUAUGUUUGCCCAGGGUGUUAGCCAGCAUUUCAAAAGUGGCCGUCCAAAAUAAUUUUGUGGGCGUGGUCACAUUUUUUGGGCGUGGCCGCAAUUUUUGUUGUUGUGGAAUUGUGGUGUUCUAUUCGUAGAACCUUUUUACUUUUAUAUGCACAUUUCCGUCAUUAAAUUAGUAAAAGCACACGUAUGGUAUGAACCAUAUGAUCACUACGAUGUACAGUAUAUGCUAUAAUGAAGAACGCAAUACAGCAGCUAGUGUAGUGCUUAGUUAUUUUUUUAUCAAUCGCCGAUAUUUUCCCCCUUUUUUAUGCGUUUGGCUUAUUUUAUAGCCAUCGUUAGUAUUUUCUCUUUACCGUAACUGCAACUCUAAAGCAGGUGGCGCUCGAGCGGUAAAGCGACUGCUGGUUUUUAAAACAGCGGUUUCAAAUUGUUCUCCUUAAUACUUCAUGCGAGAAUCAUCAACAUGGUUACAAAAACAUGUCGCGUUUGCUUCAGUUCAGCCAUAUUCAACGUGUUUUCGACGGGAAAAAGUAUGAAAACAAAUACCAUAAGUAAAGUAAACAGCAGAUGACAACAAUUCGAAGUAUUCAAGAAAUAUUACAAAGCUUGUAAAUUGCUAUUUAAAGAAAAUAUUCCCUUAGGCCGUCCAUUAAAAUUUAGCCGUCCGAAUUCAGAAGUGGCCGUCCGUAGGACGGUCGGACGGCCGCCUGGCUAACACCCUGUGUUUGCCCUUCAUUUAUUGUUAAUGACUGAUCGAUCAUGCCAUAAUCUGAAAUUAACAAUUGUCCCAAGUCACAAUCGCCUUAAUCAAUGUAAAAACCAGUCGAAUGAUUGUGGCUUUGCGAGAGAGACUUCAAUAUUCUUCAGCUUGAUAAAUUGGCAGAUUCAAUUUUAGAGAGUUUUAUUAUUAUUAUAUUUAUAUUUAUCCAGGAUACCCACGUCACCGAAGUGUUUUUCAGUGGGGUCCUGCAUUAUAAAUUUCAACUUCAAUAUACAUAUACAUUACAAAAUAACUUGCAAAUCUACAAUAACAUGCGUUAACAUACUUAUACUAUAUAUAUCUACAAUAACAUGCGUUAACAUACUUAUACUAUAUAUAUAUAUAUAUAUAUAUAUAUAUAUAUAUAUAUAUAUAUAUAUAUAUAUAUAUAUAUAUAUAUAUAUAUAUAUAUAUAUAUAUAUAUAUAUAUAUAUAUAUAUAUAUAUAUAUAUAUAUAUAUAUAUAUAUAUACAUAUACAUAUAUAUAUACAUAUACAUAUACAUAUACAUAUACAUAUACAUAUACAUAUAUAUAUAUAUAUAUAUACAUAUACAUAACGUAAUGGAACUAAGACUAUGUUUACUAUGUAAUUCUCGCCUACACAGCGUUUUUUAAUAGAGUUUUAAACUUGUAUAACGAGUUAGCGUUUCUAAUGUCUGGUUCUAGGUUGUUAAAGUCUUUUGAUGCUUGGUAGCUUGGUCUUUGUUUUCCCUUGUUUGUGUUCGUCUUUGGGAGGUGGAGGUCGUUUUUUCUUCUUGUGUAAUAGGUGUGAAUGUCUUCGUUCUUCGUUAAUUCAAACUUAAAGUCAAUUAAAUCAUUUAAACAUUUAUAAAUAAAUAUACAUCUAUGGUUAUGUCUUCUAGUUUUAAGUGUUGUCCAUUUUAGUCGUCGUAGUGCUUCCGUUGCAGAAUAGCGUGAGCGUAAUAGAGUUAUUUUAAUUGCAAAAUAAUCAUGCAGUUCUAUACAGUCGGGAAAUACAUAACUUUUACCGGUAAAUACAGAAACUUUUACCGAUUCCGAUUGUCUACCGAUAACACAAUAAUCUGCCCGAUUUCGAAUUUUCCGUUAUCGGUCAUUCUUUAUUGUUUAUUGUACUGUAUGUAAUUUUCACAUGCAUGUCAUAUUUUGGAUUUUUUUAAAAUUAUGAAAUGGUUGUUUUUGUUCACAAUCCAGGAACUCAUUCAAUCCCAUGUCAAUGUUUUUAAACAAAAAAAAUAAAAAUUAAAAUUGUUGUACUGUAUGUUUCGCAUGGCAUCACUACCUAUAAAUGUUUCCGUCUCUGCAAUGUGGAAACACCUUGUUAUUUUGUCCAGAAUUUUAUUUGGUCAGACGAGGUUAACCGUCAGCAUAAUAGGUGUGUUAAGGUGCCUGGUAAUGAUCCAGCCAGGCUUACAGAAAUCUUUGUAAAAUGAACUCACUUUAUCUCAAUCACCGGAGAGCAGGUUACAAAUUAUCUAUAGCCUAGCAAAUAUUGUCCGUUCCAUUGUAUUUUGGUCCAUCUUUUGAUUUUCAACUUGUAGGUUCUUCACGGAAAAUACAACCCAAUGGAAUUGAUUAUCAUCACACGAAUGGAUUAUUAAAUGGCUACCCUCUCAAAGAUGAUAAACCUGCAAUGCAGAUGGAAUCGCAAAUGAAUGGAAACAUGGAUCAUGAUAUGGAGGUCUUGUGUGAGGAUGCAAAACCUAUGUCAGCGGUACAGUUCGAGAAACUUCCAACUAAACUGUCCGUACCACAAAGGUGUAUGGGAAGUCAUUUUAUGUAAAUAAUACGCAGUCGUCAAAAGGUUUUAAGAUCAAUAUCGCCAUUUUAUUCACACUUGUAGAAAUAUUGUAGAGAUAAAUGGAUGUUCAAAACACAUUUUUAAUAAUACAAAUGGUCUCACUGUGUAUUUUAUUUCUAUAUAAAUAAAUUUUCUCGUCAAAAGGAAGAUUGACCAUCUCAAAUCUUUUGUUGUAUUUCCUUUUCCAAAUGAAU